AGAGGAGAUUUGUCUCCGGGCAACUAAUCUCCCCGAAUGUGACCGUGUGUCUCUGCCCUUACACUCCAGUUUGGGGGAUACAAAACAAUGACGAAUAGGUCAGACGUGCCCCUUAUUCACAUCAGCUGAGAAUGGAGAUGACAUUUGUUAAAUAUAUUUACUCAGGGGCCGGGUUUUCUUUCAUUUGUGCAGAACAGACUCAUUUUCCAACUUGCUUGGGCUCUCCAGGCAGUUCAACAUCAAUAAUGAACUCUUCCUUAUCUGUAAGCCAAAGACACCGACCAAAGGCCUAUUUCUUUUGCUGGUGCUGCACACGGGUGAUUGUAGCCAGGGAGUCCACCUGUUCUUGCGAGCCGUUGCCAUACUAGAGAACGGAGCAUUUAGUCCCCUGUUCAAAUGGCUACAAACCUGCCGUAAAGCAAUGCAACUAAUGCCAUGAGAUUCAUUAAAGGCACAAAGCAGCCAGAAUAAACCCACAGCAUGGCAGCUGGAAAAGGUAAGGGUUAAUAAGAGAACAAUAACAAAGAUCACCACUAGAUGGCAGCGCCCCAGUGUGGCUUGGGCAAUUCUAUUUGCUUCUUCCAAACUGGAUUCACCUCCUUCAGAUGCCCAGGGAGGGAACAGGACAUAACCCCCUAUUCUAAAAUCAGCCCCUCUGCCCCAAAGGGAGGGCUCUGAGACGGGGAAGUUGCCUAUAGCACAAGGGGUCGCAGGAGUGAGUUGUAGUUGGAGAAGUGACUUGAUAGGGGAUCAUGCUCUGGGUGUCUGUCCUUCUUCUGUCCGUUAACUCUCUCUCACAGGGGACAGAUGGGAUCUGGGACCCCUCACUGAAACCAGGUCCUGGUGCCCUUAAGCAAAGAAGAUGGGAGAGGCACAUUAUGAGGUCACAGCGUGACAUCAAGGGGCACAACGGCACCCACGUCAGUCAGGACAUGGGUGGCGACAGCUUAUCUAUUGACACCCUGCCGGAUAACCAGACUCAAGUCGUAGAGGACAGUUACAGUUACUACACAUCCAGGGUGUUCGGCCCGUCGGAACAUGGUGGAAUGGAUCUGUGGGUCGAUUUCCAGCAGGAGAAGGGCAAUAAGGCCAGAGUACAUGGAAUCCUCUCCAACACUCACAGGCAAGCUUCGAGACUGGUCCUGUCGUUUGAUUUCCCAUUCUAUGGGCACCCGUUACGUCAGGUCACAGUGGCUACAGGAGGGUUUAUCUUCAUGGGCAAUGUCCUUUAUCGCAUGCUAACAGCAACACAGUAUGUGGCCCCCCUAAUGGCAAACUUUAACCCCAGUUACUCCAAAAAUUCUACAAUCAGCUACCGAGACAACGGCACGUCGUUCGUUGUUCAGUGGGACAAGGUCCCCCUACAUGAGAAGGAAGAUGCCGGAGGAUUCACGUUCCAGACUGCCCUGCACAAAGAUGGCCGCAUUGUGUUUGGGUACAAAGAGAUCCCUCUGCCGGUCCAGAACAUUAGUUCUGCUCAGCACCCGGUGAAAGCCGGUCUCUCGGAUGCUUUUAUGGUAGUGAACAAUAGCCCUGAUGUUCCAGAAUCCAGAAGAAGGGCCAUUUACGAGUAUCACAAGGUGCAGCUGGACAUGAGCAGGAUCCGUAGCCGAACUGCCGUGGAAUUCAUCCCUUUACCAACUUGCCUGCAGCAGACCUCUUGUGAGCAAUGUGUGAGCUCCGUCCCAAAUCUCAACUGCAGUUGGUGCCAUGUAUUAAACCGAUGUUCUAGUGGAAUUGAUCGCUACCGACAGGACUGGCUCACAUACGGUUGUGCUCAACAGUCCCAGUCCACGUCCUGUGAGGUUUUUUCUGACUCUUAUACUCCGACCAAUGGAUCCCUUCUACCCACCUCCUCAGCAGGGGAUCAAUGGACUCCAACACCCUCAGCUUUUUCCGAGCUUCUAACUACUGAAGAUGACACUAAAUUGACUCCGUGCUUUGGAGAAGAUUUGCAACCGGAGAUCCCCAAGCAGCCUUCAGGGACCAUUGUGGGCAUUGUACUGGCAGUGCUCCUCAUCGCUGUUAUCAUUCUGGCUGUGAUUUACAUCAGCCGUCACUCAGGCAAACAAGGGCGAAAUUGCUGUGCCCAGGUGAGAACAACAUGGCAAUGGAAGACUCUUCUGAGACACAAAGGGGAGUAUCGUCCCCACCAGUGGGCAACAAUGAAGUUCCAAAAUCACAGCCCGGCUAUAUACAGGGAGAUGGAAUCCUCACCAGGACUUGAGAAGGAUAACUUUAUGGAAACAGAGCCAUAAGAUAAUUUAAUCUAUGUACAGGAUGGAAGGCAGGUCCCCCUACUAAGGGAAUCUCACCAAAUCCCUGUAGUGAGCCGAGCUUCACAAGAAGACUUAUCCUGGGCCACUCUCAGGCCUGUAUUGUUCCACUCUCCAUUUCCACUGGAGGAAAGUUGAAGUGAUCUAUGACACUACAGGGGAUUCCAGUCAACCUUGAGGACAUCUCAAGAACACCCAUCUGUAAAAAAGUCAACAUUAAUCCUGCUUAUCAUUCUACACCAAGCAAGAACUGCAACACUUGGACAACCAGAAGUCCAGAAGGCAUUUUAGUUCACCAAUAUGAACUUACUCCUAAGCAAUGACAGAUGAGAGUACUGAAGUUCAAUCAUUAGAGGCUGGAGGAUACUACAUUUUAAUAAUAGUCUUAAUAACUAGGGACUAGAGGACCCAGACUGAACUGGAUUUCAACAACAGCCAUCUGCCAAAUAUUUUUCCCAAGCUAGAGGUCUGACUUAGCUCCAUUUCAGCAUCAGUCGGCAAUACAUUUCACCUUAGCUUCUGAUAUCUUAGAGAACCUCACCAAGGGUCUUCUGAAAAGUACGGGCAUGGGACCUGUUAUCCAGAAUGCUCUGGACCUGGUGUUUUCCGGAUAAGAUCUCCAUACCUUAAGGCUUAAGUCUACUAAGAAAGCAUUUAAAUAUUAAUUAAACACAACAGGAUUUUUUUGGCAACCAUAAAGACGAAUUAUAUUUUAGUUGGGAUCAAGAACAAGCUACUGUUUUAUUAUUACAAUGAAAAAGGAAAUUCAUUUUUUUUAUUUGAAGUAUCUGAUUAAAAUGGAGUCUUCCUGUUUCAUGAUGGGUUUCUGGAUAACAGACAUGUAUUCUUAAAUUGCAUUGACCAGGGUAAGCUGCAUUUGACCAACAGGCGUCAGGCAAAUAUCUCAGCAAUACAGAAUAAAGUGUUCUGCUUCCAAGAAUGUACUUUCCAUUCCUUGUAUAACGAAGCCUCUUCUUACCAUAAGUUAUGUAGAUGAAUUUGUUUUAUUAAGAGAUAUCUAUAAAUGAUCUUUCCAAGAAGUGACCGGUGUUUAGUUUGGUCAAUGAAAUUUAAGGUACCAAAAAAAAAAUGUGUACACUAUAUAGAGGUUGGCACCCCUAUUGGCUUCCCAAGAAAGAUGCCUGGAGACCAUAGGUGGAGGAUAAUGAGGAUUUAGGGAUUUCCUAUAAAGACCAACUUCUAUGCCGGUAACUUGACCUCUAGUGGGUACCCUACAUAGGACAGGACCUUGAUUUAUAUUGCUAAAUCCCUGUAAACAUUGGCAGCAACCUACUUGCUCUAUGGUGCAUCCCAAGUAUCAUCCACCAUUGUUUUUUUAAGAGACAUUAUUAUUGAUAUAGACUAUGGAUUUUAAAUAUUUGAAACUAUUAAAAUAUUAAAAGUGCUACAAUAUAUGACCAAGCCCUACUCAAGGAUAUUUGUAGUAAUUAGAGCCAAGUUUGGCUGCAACAAAUAAAUGGAUGACAUGGAA
Molecule: messenger RNA, 3768 nt
Organism: Xenopus laevis (African clawed frog)
Lineage: Eukaryota; Metazoa; Chordata; Amphibia; Anura; Pipidae
Gene: plxdc1.S
Product: plexin domain-containing protein 1
Exons: 14
Coding region: 753-2258 (501 amino acids)
Source: RefSeq, a predicted model, not a curated record